This is a messenger RNA of Haliotis rubra (blacklip abalone), 774 nucleotides long. RefSeq lists its product as uncharacterized. The coding region runs from base 53 to 499 and encodes 148 amino acids. The transcript is spliced from 3 exons. The record is from RefSeq and is a predicted model, not a curated record. NCBI's taxonomy places the organism in Eukaryota, Metazoa, Mollusca, Gastropoda, Lepetellida, Haliotidae.
CUUAAACAUGUUUUGUUCCAUAUAUUUCAGAAACGCCUGAAGAACAGUCACUAUGAGGACCAAGACAAUUAUGAUCAUGGCGGUUGUGCUUGCAUUUGCCUGCUUGUGGCAAAUGGGUGACGCCCAGGAUACAACUCCACCUGCUCCUGCUUCUCAACCUGCCCCUCAAACUGCCCCUCAACCUGCUUCUCCACCUGCAAAUAAUUCAAGCGGAGAAACCGGUGGUAAUGAUGAUGCAGGUGAUGACGGAGGUGAUGACGGAGGUGAUGACGGUGGAGAUGACGGUGGCGAUGACGGAGGUGAUGACGGUGGAGUGAUGACGGUGGCGAUGGGAGUGAUGACGGUGACGAUGACGGUGACGAUGACGGUGGCGAUGACGGUGGCGAUGACGGUGGCGAUGACGGUGGCGAUGGGAGUGAUGACGGUGGCGAUGACGGAGGUGAUGAUGGCAGUGAUGACGGCGGUGAUGAUGGCAAUGAAUAGUGAUCAAAUGCAAUAGACAUGUUGCUGUAAAACUUGGCGGACUCGAGUUUCAUGUAGACUAGCUUCCCUUGAAAACAAAAUUAUCGUUCAAGGUGAUCUGAUUUAAGGAGACAUCAGUAAACACGUUAAAGCUCAAGUGAGCUCUUAUUUAUGAAACACAUAUACUUUGCACAACGGUGCCUCUUUCUACUGUUUACAAGGACGUGUUUCUGUCUGUUCAGAAUUCUAUCCUAAGUAACACACACUGUAUUCUCGUCGUUGUCGUGGAAUGACAAUAAACACCUGACCGUC